Pristis pectinata (smalltooth sawfish) is the source of this 829-nucleotide messenger RNA. It is a transcript of the gene dmac1, whose product is annotated as distal membrane arm assembly component 1. The coding region runs from base 108 to 476 and encodes 122 amino acids. NCBI's taxonomy places the organism in Eukaryota, Metazoa, Chordata, Chondrichthyes, Rhinopristiformes, Pristidae. The transcript has 2 exons. The record is from RefSeq and is a predicted model, not a curated record.
CAAUAUCUCAUCUCUUUAUAUAGAUAUGUAAAUCUGAUGAACUAUUACCAACUGAGGUUUCUUUUAUAACUAUAAUUGUGUGCAAUUUGACUUUUUUGGCACCGGCAAUGACAAGGGCAACGGCCGAUUGUCCGGGGGAAGGAUUAGUCCCGGACACAUUCUGCGUGAAAGGAGUCCGUCGGUUCUUAACGGUCCGGGCGGCCGCCGCCAGAAGGUCGAUGGCGGCUCCGGAGAAGAGCGAGGCGGCCGCUCCUCCUCCGCGACUCUUCAACGACUGCUGGGGCUGCCGGCUGGUGUGCGGCGGCGGCCUGAUCGGGGCAGGUGGUUACGUGUAUGCCUCGGCCCGCAAGGUGAUGCAGAAAGGAGGGCCGACCGGGAUGGGCACCGUGGGCCAGAUCGUCUUCGCCCUGGGCUUACUAUCCUUGGGUCUGGUAGUCAUGGUUGAUCCUGUCAAUAAAUCUCACCCAAAGUACUGAGAACCAUCCAGACCACAAAACAGCAGAAGAAAGCAGUCCCAUCCAAGUGACUCCUGACUGACCUUGUUUCAGCACCAAGGGAAAAGUCCAAAGACUUCAGUGGAAACUUUCUCCUGGGCGAAAACCAAAUCUUUCACACAGUGGAAGGAACUUAUUCUCCACCAGAUUCUAAAGGCUUGAGGUGUCCAGAUAGGGCAGGAGGAAUAUGCACUGAAUUGUGUGUGUUCAUGUUAAUCAGAGUUUCUGUACAUGUUCAACAUUGUAAACAGGUCAUGUAGCUUGCUCAAAGAAAUUAAACAUCACAGUGACUUGUUGGAAAUUAGCUGGUACAAUAAAUAUAUUCUAUCCCUGAA